Molecule: messenger RNA, 1135 nt
Organism: Amphiprion ocellaris (clown anemonefish)
Lineage: Eukaryota; Metazoa; Chordata; Actinopteri; Pomacentridae
Product: late histone H2A.L3
Exons: 1
Coding region: 314-700 (128 amino acids)
Cellular component (GO): nucleosome
Molecular function (GO): structural constituent of chromatin; protein heterodimerization activity; DNA binding
Source: RefSeq, a predicted model, not a curated record
AUAGUAAUUUUGCUCUAAAUGUGGUUUUCUUCUAGAAGGAGAUGCACUGUGCUGCUCUCUUUUUUUAUUCAAAUUGUUCAAUUUGCUGCUGUUGCACUGUAAAUUUCCCCAAUGCUAUCUAUCUAAAACUGUGCAGCGACCAAAGCGGAAGGAUACAACAUCCGACUACAACAGCUCUCCUCUGAUUGGACGAUCACACUCUACGCUGACUCUGACCAAUCAGAGGGCAGCCUGUUACUCUUUAUAAGCUGCUGUCUGUUCCGCUUGUUUUAUUUUAGUUCCUGCUGUCAGUCAGAAACUGUGAUACAGAAUCAUGUCUGGACGUGGAAAAGGUGCCGGCAAAGCCAGAGCCAAGGCAAAGAGCCGCUCCUCCCGGGCAGGACUUCAGUUCCCGGUCGGUCGUGUCCACAGGCUGCUGAGGAAGGGAAAUUAUGCGCAGCGUGUGGGUGCCGGCGCUCCCGUCUACCUGGCGGCUGUGCUGGAGUACCUGACUGCUGAGAUCCUGGAGCUGGCUGGAAACGCCGCCAGAGACAACAAGAAGACCCGCAUCAUCCCCCGUCACCUGCAGCUGGCUGUCCGCAACGACGAGGAGCUCAACAAGCUGCUGGGCGGAGUGACGAUCGCUCAGGGCGGCGUGCUGCCCAACAUCCAGGCUGUGCUGCUGCCCAAGAAGACCGAGAAGCCCGCCAAGUCCAAGUAAAGCAGGAAAUCCGCUGAUCAACACAAAGGCUCUUUUCAGAGCCAAACACUGUCAUCUGAUAAACAGCAAACAUCCUUCAUCUCAUAUUAUACACAGUUAUUGCAACGAUCAAAUUAAUAUGCAGACUACACUGUCUGCUACCGUUUAAAACAUGAAUAGUGGUAACACAUCAGCACACAAAACAAUAAGACAUAAUGAAAUUAAACUAAAGCAGAUCAGUUGGACAUUCAUUCCAAUACAUGUUUACAUUUCACUCAGUUCUGUUUCUUAGUUCUUAGUUGUUGCUCAGCUCUAAUUUUGCUUCCUUUGUUCUUUUUUUUGCGUUGUGUGUUUAUUUAAUGUCUACUGUUGCACGAAGAGGAGUAACGAAAUUUCGAUUCUUGGUAUGUCAUGUACAUAUUGAAGAAUUGACAAUAAAGCUGACUUUGACUUUGA